Messenger RNA from Debaryomyces hansenii CBS767, 2313 nucleotides. It is a transcript of the gene PGA25, whose product is annotated as Pga25p. Bases 1 to 2313 code for a protein of 770 amino acids. The record is from RefSeq and is a predicted model, not a curated record. Lineage: Eukaryota; Fungi; Ascomycota; Pichiomycetes; Serinales; Debaryomycetaceae. The transcript has a single exon.
AUGAAAGUAUCUUCAGUUUGUGGUACCAUAUUGGUCUACUCGGCCAUCGCUAGUGCUGCAGUUGAAAAUGUACCAACUAAAAAUGAAGCAAGCAAAAAAAUUUUCGGACGUUCGUUAUUAGACUCGAUUGGCUCUUUUAUAUCAGGAGGAGGCUCUUCAGAUUCAUCCGACUCUGGUGAUAGUUCUAAUGCUGAUGCUAAUGCUGAUUCUAAGACCAGCUCCGGUGCCAGUGCUGGUGCUAGUGCUGGUGCUAGUGCUGGUGCUAGUGCUGGUGUGAGUGCUGGUGUGAGUGCUGGUGUGAGUGCUGGUGUUAGUGCAAAUGUUGCCGCAGCUGGCGUUACUUCUAGUUCACCAUCAAGCUCAGGAUUGGUUUCCAGUUCCAGUUCCACUUUAAUCACAUCUUCAUCAUCUCCUAGUUUAACAUCAACUGCAACCACAGCAAGAGCUAACACAAUUACGUCUGCCGCCUCUUCAAAUUCAGCUUCCAGUUCAAGUCGAUCCGGUCUUGGAUUGAAUGCCUUGCUCGCUGAUGAUUCUAGCUCUUCUCAGAAUUCCAGUGAGGAAGAUGAUGAAACCUACUGUGAUGAAGAAACCGACUCUGCAAGUGAGACUGCAACCAGCACUCACUCAGUUGAAACUACCAGUACCGAUCCAACCACAUCACUCAGAACUACAAGUACUAAUAUUGCAACUUCUAAUUCAAUUGGAAUUAGUGGUGCAUCAUCAAUCAUCAGUGGUUCUUCAUCAUCGAUUAUCAGAGGAUCAUCUCGUGCAAGCUCGUCUGUCAGCUCCAAUGCUUCAUCUUCAUCUUCUGAUGACUUAGACGAUGAAACUUAUUGUGACGAGGAAACUGAUUCUGCAAGUCAAACAGUUAACCCUACUAUUUCUUCUGUUGAUCCAAUCACAACUAAUGAUAUUACCACGAUCGCCGGAGAAUCUACAAUCCCUCUUACAUCUGGUCUUUCCAAUAGUUCCGUAUCAAACACCGCUGGCUCAUCGAUUACUAAGGUUGCUCUGAUUUCGACUGGAUCUAGCUUAGAUGAUGAUGAAACUUAUUGCGACGAAGAAACUGAUUCCGAUGGUCAAACCACAGCAAACCCUACUGGAACUGUCACUAAAGACCCAACUGGUACUAUUACCCAAAAACCAACUGGUACUGCUACAGGAAUUCCAACUGCAACCGAUGACGAUGAUGAAACUUACUGUGACGAAGAAACUGAUUCCGAUGGCCAAACUAUAACAAACCCUACGGGAACUGUCACUAAAAACCCAUCUGGAACUGUCACUAAAAACCCAACUGCUACUAUUACUCAAAAACCAUCUGGUACUGCAACAGGAAUUCCAACUACAACCGAUGGUACAAAUGAUGACGAUGACGAAACAUACUGUGAUGAAACUACCGAAUACACUACAGCUUACAGCACUGCUUAUACUACAAUCAUGCAUACCACUACUGUGACAGUAAAUGGUCGUACUAUAACUAGUGAAGUCUCUGAAGUUCAGACGACUGUAUCUCCAGAAGUUAAGCAAGUACCUGGCUCCGGUUCAGGUUCAGAUUCCGGUUCAGGUUCAGGAUCGGGUUCAAGCUACGGUUCAGCUGUUGAAGACUGUGAUGAUGAUGAUGAUGAUGAUGAUGAUGAUGAUGAAGCCGUUUCUUCAGGAUCCUCUUCAGACUCUUCCUCUGGAUCAGGAUCAUCUUCAGGAUCAUCUUCAGGAUCAUCUUCAGGGUCAUCUUCAGGGUCAUCUUCAGGAUCAUCUUCAGGAUCUUCCUCUGGAUCUUCAGGCUCUAAUGUCGGUUCGUCCGGUUCUUCAUCCGGCUCCUCAGGUUCAGGUUCAAACGUUGGUUCAUCUACAUCUGGCGAUUGUCAAGAUGACGACGACGACGAAGAUGAUGAUGACGAAGAUUGCGAUCCAACCUGUGACUGCGAUGAAGAUGACGAUGACAAUGACGACGAUGACGAUGAUGAUGAAGACUGCGAUGACAGUGAAGAUUGUGUAGAUUGUGAUGUUUCAAAGAAUGAUGGUAAUGGCGCUACAAGAACUACCGCCGCUGCUGAAUCAUUUGAACCUACUACUGUUGCAGGUGCUUCUACAGCAGUGAAUGCUAAUGCUUCACCUGAUGAUUGUGUUCCAACUACAGUUACACAAUUCGUCACUGUCAAUAACAAACUUGCAGAUGAGACCUUCAGUAGCAGAGCUACUUCUACAGCCAGCGCUGAUGUUCAACAAUUCAAUAACAGUGGUAAUAGGAUGUUCAUCUCAACUAGUAUGAUUGUCUUGAUCACUACAUUUGUUACCGUUGGCUUCAUGUGA